Messenger RNA from Boeremia exigua, 204 nucleotides. RefSeq lists its product as uncharacterized. The record is from RefSeq and is a predicted model, not a curated record. Lineage: Eukaryota; Fungi; Ascomycota; Dothideomycetes; Pleosporales; Didymellaceae. The annotation marks the transcript as partial. The transcript has a single exon.
AACCAUGCAGAGCCUCCACAGUAUUAUGAUUCAGAACCAACCAGCCAGCCUCCGCAGUAUUUGCACAACGCGAAUCGCGUGAACCGGACUGAACCCGCGUCUGCUGCAAACAUCUCGGCCAUACUUGCCUACCCAUCAGGAUUAGAUUUGGAAGCAGAGAAGAGAUCAUGGCGCGAGCGUUGGCGAGAUUGGAAGGCGCGAAAC